Messenger RNA from Patiria miniata (bat star), 867 nucleotides. Its product is annotated as complement C1q and tumor necrosis factor-related protein 9-like. The annotation marks the transcript as partial. The record is from RefSeq and is a predicted model, not a curated record. Gene Ontology annotation, molecular function: protein binding. NCBI's taxonomy places the organism in Eukaryota, Metazoa, Echinodermata, Asteroidea, Valvatida, Asterinidae. The transcript has a single exon.
CUCCUUCUGGGUAACUCCGUCAACCUCCGAGCUUCCGUUACUGGGCCGGUUGCCUCGGACGGUGAUGGUCCUGCGUCUCAGGCGGGCCAAACGUGCUGCCAGGAAACAGCUGCAAUUGUCGGAAUUUUACAAGGGUCAAAGGGUGAUGCAGGUCAAAAAGGAGAGCCGGGUGACGACGGCAGAGGCCUGCCGGGCAAGAUGGGACCAAGAGGUUUAGUUGGGCCAACAGGGGAAACUGGUGUCAAAGGUCAAAAGGGCGAUAUCGGCCCCCGGGGUCAGCGGGGAGCACGUGGUGUCAAAGGUCAGUUUGGGCUCCAAGGUCGUACUGGUAUUGCAGGCGAGCCAGGGCUUAUCGGACCGAUUGGCCCUCAAGGUGACACUGGGCCUAAAGGUUCAGUCGGGCAAACCGGUCAGACUGGUGUCAAAGGUCAAAAGGGUGAGCCAGGGGAGGCACCAGACGACUCCAACCAGCGGGUAGCAUUCACCGUGGUGAGGACGAGCAACUCGGAUACCUCUACGAGUGUCGACACCCGUUUGCCCUUCCAGGCGACCGAGACGCUUCUGCCGGGUACCAGCUUCGAUCUCGAGACCGGCACGUUCACGUGUGGUGUGCCGGGCACCUACGUGUUCAUGUUUUCUGUGCUCAAAUUGUCUUCCAGCAGCAACCUGUACGUUUAUCUCCGGAAGAACGGCGACGUGGUUGUCUCUGGCUAUAGCGAUGAUUCAAGUCACUGGGAGCAGGUGUCUGGGAGCGCGGUGGUGGUUCUGCAGCGUGGAGAUACGAUGUAUCUCACAAUGUACGGUAGGGCGUAUAGUGAUUCCAAUCACCUCACCUCAUUCAGUGGCUUCCUCCUUUACCCCGAAUAA